GUUGGGUGCUGCAUCUUUUGACCUAAACAGUCUGUAACAAAAGAAAGCCUGAACACAGACAAGGGUUAGUUCGUGUAGCGAAAACUGAUACAGUACCAGUAAGGGUUAGUUCGGGCCCACUUGUCAGCCAGUACUGCGGAAACCUUCGUUCGUCCCCUUUCCCGCGGAACCACCCGCACUUGUGGAUUCUGGCGCGGGAAGAGAGACUUGUUAAAUCAGUUAAUUAAAUAAAAAAAUCGAAAGGAAAGGAGAAGACCCUCGCGCCCCGCCCCUUCCGUCCUCCCGUGGCGGCGGCGGCGACUGUCCCCGGCUGCCAUGUCGAGCUGCAGCUACCACUCCCCGCGCUUCUCCGAGGAUAUUGCUUGGCUCCCACAAUGGCUUCAGCCGCAUCGGCCGCCGACUGUUGGCGGACACCGAAAGGAGACUACCGGCGUUUUAUCUCCCUCUUGUGAGAAUUGUGUGUUUAUUGGAGACCCUUCACAUGAGCAUCAGAAUUGUCAGAAUGACAUGGUAGAUGCUGGUGGUUACAGUGGGUUCAUUUUGCGCUUGUCGGGAGAUGAGGACACACCUGCUGCAAGCACACCAAUCAGCAGCAAUGUACUACCUUUCUCUUUGCAUCUUUCUUCAGAAAGUGCUGCAGAACUCUCCCUAGUUGAAGGCAAUGAUAAUCCUCAGGUACUAAACUCUGGUAUGUGCAAAAGUCCAUAUCAAGGCUUUUGUGCAGAUGGUCAGGAAGAAGAGGUCAAUGCUGUGUCCCAGAAUCAGUUUGAAGCUAAAGAUCCUCAAGCUGAUAAGCUGCCAGAAGUCUGUAAAGUGGUUAGCAAGGAAAUCAAUAAACCACUUAAUGCAAGCAGACAUAAAAAACAUGAUGUCUCUGGAGGAAAGGUUGAUGUUCGGAAGCUCCGUAAUGCAGAUGAGAAUGAUGCGAUUGAACUAUCAAUUGCUGCAUCUGAGGCCAUGGUUAUUGCAGAGAUGAUACUUGCUGAUUCUCAGUCUGAUAAAUUGGCUGCAGCUGCCUUAGAAGCCGCUCUACAUGUGAAAGAAGCCCGGAAACAAUUGUUCUUUGAGGAGCCAGAACAUGCUUGUGGAUCCUCUGAAAUUGAUCUUGACGAGACUGAUUGGCUUGCAGAAUUGGAUGAAGCUGAUAUGGGUGAUGUAUUCCAAGAUGUUGGCCUCUCUCUUGUUCAUAUUGCUUGUUCAUAUCAAGAUCAAAACACAGGCGAUUUGAAGCAACAAAACUCCCAGCCUAGUUGUCCCCCAUGUGAUGCAGACACACACAUCUUAGAGAGUUGUUCUUCUGAGAAUCAAAAUAAAAGAUGGAAUAACCAAAAUGCUGAUAGUACUGACCACAUAUCUGAUUCUUUUGCAAAUAAUCAGUCAGCUGGCGUGCUACCAAAUGAACCAACUCCAAGCUAUGAUUCUGUAAAGCAAGCAGCUCUAGGUAAAACAAUUUCAUGCUCAAGAAAUAAGAAAACUGGUCUCCAGGUGUCGGCUCAAAACAAUGCUGCUUUGCAUGGAUGCUGGCAGCCUCUAGUAACAAAUCAAAAUAUUCAUAAGCAAGGUGGAGUUGCUGCACAGAUGAUUGUUGGUACAAAGAAGCAUGUAAAGGAUUUGUUCAACAAAGAAACUAGCUUCAUUUCUGAGUCAAUUAGCAUCGAUGAGUGCUGUUCUACAUCUAGAGCAGCAUCCAUGGAAAUUAUCUCGUCUUCUAGAGCAUCCUUUCAUUGCAAAACUGAAGGCUUUUGUGAGGAAAAUGAAGGUGCUGAAGCUGAAGAAUUGUGCCAAGUAGUAUGUUCGAGCUUGUCACUUGUUGAUCCUCUAUGUUCCAUUGUUCCAUGUAGCAUAUCUUGCGAUGAAGGUCCCAAUAGCCAGGCUCCUGUGUGCAAACAGAAUGAAGGCAAUGAGGGUCUCACUAGUCAGGCUCCUGAGUGUGAAGAGAGUAAAGGAGAGGAGAAAGAAUUUAUGUAUCCCAAAGAAUCGCCUAGGAUGCAAGACCUGGAUGGAGAGGCUGGUCCAUCUUGUGUUCCUUUAGUUAAGUCACCAGAGUCUAAUGUUCCAUUCAGGCGAAGGAAAUACAGUUCACUGAGGCCUUUUAGCACAAUAGCACCUAAGUCAAACAUGUUGGGAGGUACUUCAACUUGUAAUGCUGAUGUGGCUGUUUGUCGGCAAGAGAGAUUCACACCAAUUACUUUAAAUAAGAAUAUACAGCGUGUGCAAGCAACUAAACAAUUCACAGAAAAUAAUGUUGAAGCUGGAAGUUUGCAAGAUUUCACUGUGGUUCAGAAGAAGCCAUAUUAUUCUCAGGAUGCCAGCGAGCAUCAAAUCAGAGAGCAACAGAUCUCACGGGAAGUUUGUCAAUCAACAGUGAAUUUGAAUGUUGGUAAACAGUACCUUAAAAGAAAAAGAGUCCAAUUCUCGGAAGCUAAACUUUGUAGCAGAAGAACCAGGAGCAAUAGAAGGAUGCUAAGUAAAUCUAGAUUCAGUCGAUCAGAUAGCAGAGUAGAAGAGACACUGGAUACCUGUGAGUACAUCGAUAGUAAAGAAGCCAUAUUUCAAGGAGUAGAAUUUCUGUUGACUGGAUUACAUAAUCACAAGGAGAAAGAAAUUGAGUCUCUAAUCCGAAAAUUUGGAGGUUAUGUUCUUUCCAAGGUGCCACAAUUUCCACUUGAUAAAAGAAAAAACAUGGCUGAAUUUCCAAGCUGGAAGCCUCCCACAGUACUUUCCCCUAAAAAGGUAUCAACAGCUAAGUUCUUAUAUGGUUGUGCUAUUGAUGCCUGGAUGUUGAAUCCCAAUUGGCUCUUCGAUUCUCUUCAAGCCGGUGUCCUGUUGCCACCUGGAAAGUAUUUAAUUCGACAAAGGAGUGCUAUGAAGCGUAGUUUGGCAUUUGGAUACUCACUUCACCCAAAAUGUAAUACAUUGAUAUUUGAUGGAGUAGGAUUUUUGAUCCAUGGAAAACUCAGCUUCUGCUCAAAAUUUUCCAGCAUUAUCAAGCAUGGAGGUGGCCAAGUUUUUAUCUCUCUUCAGAGAUUAGUUCAAAGCUUGAAGGAUGGAAGUACAUCACAUGGAAUCAUUCUUGUUGCAAAUGAAGCAAGUGCAUCUCGUCAUCUAAGCCAUUGCGGGUUGGAACAUGACAUAAAGACAGCGCCAGCAAGCUGGAUCAUAGGCAGCUUAUUUUCUGGUAAACUUCUUCCUUUGAAGAAAGACCGCUGUGCUUCAUUCCGUCGAAUCAAGAUGCCAUCGUUCCAACAACAGCAUGUAUUUGAUAUGAGCCAAGAAAUAUGAUCUGCCACAUCACACUGCUAUAAUAAUCCCGUGAGGAACUCAAGUAGUUCUCACUGCCCACAUUAUAGAUGAGAAAGGAUUACCUACUGCUCAUGGAGAGUUGUGCAUAGUAUUCAUCAUUUAACUUGCCUUGUCCAUUCAUUCUGUGAGACUUGGUUUAUCAAGAGCAUGAUAUUUACUGGAGUAUGUCCGCACCUUAAUAAUUGGCAACAAAGCAAAAUUUGUGCAGUCCAGAAUCAGUUACGACGUUGUAAGUUGUUCCUUAGAUGUUGCGACUUGUAAGUUGUAAAUACAAAUACCAGACCAUCUAAAAAAAAACUAAUACCAGAGAGGAUAUUUCCCAGUUCUCAUUCGCAACAGUGGAAAAGCAUUGAUGAGUGUUUCCUUGUAACUGUCCUGAUCUGCAUAUCUGUAAAUUGUAAGAUAUUGACUGAUUGCCUCA
Phragmites australis (common reed) is the source of this 3724-nucleotide messenger RNA. RefSeq lists its product as uncharacterized. Gene Ontology annotation, molecular function: histone binding. The record is from RefSeq and is a predicted model, not a curated record. The coding region runs from base 316 to 3282 and encodes 988 amino acids. The transcript is spliced from 10 exons. NCBI's taxonomy places the organism in Eukaryota, Viridiplantae, Streptophyta, Magnoliopsida, Poales, Poaceae. Gene Ontology annotation, biological process: positive regulation of transcription by RNA polymerase II; DNA damage checkpoint signaling. Gene Ontology annotation, cellular component: nucleus.